GAAAAGAAAAAGAAAAGGUUAGAAGAAAAAGGGUUGGUCAAUCCAUUCAAGUAUAGAAUGUUUGACCCACUACAUUACAUAGGAUUUUGCCAUUUUAUUUCAACAACCAUAUAAGUUUCAGGUCAGACAUACCCAACCCACCAUCUUCAAAAUCCAGAUAAGCCUGCUAAUAAAAGCAAUAAAGCCAUAUACAUACAUACAUACACAGUUGAACUUGCUCCAAAAUCUCACAGAUGAACAUACACAACACGUGCACUAACUUCUUCAUAUCCUGCAUCAUCCUCCUAUCCAAACAAUCCUGGGCUGCCCACUAUCAAUACGAGGCAUGCGGGCCCAUAAAUUGCGGCGACGGCCCGAACGUCAGCUUCCCGUUCUAUAUCCCGGGCCGGCAAGAAUCCUACUGUGGGUACCCCGGAUUCGAGCUGAACUGCAGCCGAGAGGGUCUCCCUGUCCUUAAAUUUUCCGAUAACGAUUACAUUUUGGACCGAAUCUUCUACCGAAAUCGGUCGCUCCAUGCUUAUAACAGCGCCGUUUUGAUGCCCGAAAGCAGCAUCUGUCGCCUGAGAAUCGAGAACACGACUCUCCCCCCGGCCCGAUUCAAUUACGUUGGUGCUACGGACCUUUAUCUGUUUUCGGGCUGCCGUAGGCCCGUGCCGGAGGCUUUGGUGAGGUACAACGUUGCUGGUGGCUGCGAAGGAGGGCAUAUUUGGGAUUUGGCCAUUUAUGAAGGGGAUUCGAAUUUGGGGACUGCUUUGGAGAUUUGUGAGAGGAACGUGGUUGCCCCUGUGGGCGAGGGUAUAAGUGGAAUUUCGAAUAUUCCGGCAGUGUUGAGGAGCGGAUUUGUGCUGAAUUGGAUGGCGAGCGAUUGCAAUGAUUGUGCAGAUAGCGGCGGCCAUUGUGGGUUUAAUAUCACCAAUUUCCAUUUUAGGUGCUUUUGUCCUGAUAGGCCUCAUUCCAGGAGUUGCAAGCCUGGUUGUUCAGUCAUCCAUGUUCUUCUUAACUCCACCAGGAAUGCGAAUAAUCUUAUGGAUCUGUUGAGUGAUGAAUUUUUUAUAGAGUGGAAUGUUUAUAAAGAUUGUCACAAUGGAGGCGGCAAAUGCCUUACUAAUCAUAUGAUUCACUACCAUUGUUAUAGAGAUGAUAAUCGAAGAAGGGUGCUGACAAUAUCUAUUGCUUCUGGAGGAGGAUUCUUACUCGUGAUGAGCUUUGCGCUCUAUAUAUUAUGUCAACGACGCAAGAAGAGGAUGAACGAGGACUACCUCUUCUCGAGGAAUUCAUCUUUCGAUCCAUCCUCUAAAUCAGACAUAGAGGCCGGCGAAAGCUUCUACUUUGGUAUCCCAAUUUUCUCCUACAAAGAACUCGAAGAAGCCACCAAUAACUUCAAUCCCUCCAAGGAACUCGGGGACGGUGGUUUUGGCACUGUUUACUACGGCAAGCUCCGUGACGGGAGAGAAGUGGCCGUAAAGCGUAUGUACGAGAACAACUACCGUCGAGUUGAGCAGUUCAUGAACGAGAUAAAAAUCCUCACAACUCUCCGCCACCAAAACCUCGUCUCCCUCUACGGUUGCACUUCCCGCCGCAGCCGCGAGCUCCUCCUCGUCUACGAGUACGUCCCCAACUCCACCCUCGCCGACCACCUCCACGGCCACCGGGCCCUCGACUCCUUCCUCCCUUGGCCCGCUCGCAUGCGCAUCGCCUUCGAAACCUCCAAUGCCCUCUCUUACCUCCACAAAUCCGACAUCAUCCACCGAGACGUGAAAACCGACAACAUCCUCCUCGACGAAUCGUUCCGAGUGAAGGUUGCCGAUUUCGGGAUCUCGCGCCUCUUCCCCAACGACGUGACCCACGUCUCGACGGCCCCACAGGGGACACCGGGUUACGUGGAUCCAGAGUACCAUCAGUACUAUCAGCUUACUGACAAGAGUGAUGUGUACAGCUUUGGGGUUGUGUUGAUAGAGCUAAUAUCUUCGAUGCCAGCUGUCGAUAUCACGAGGCACAGGCACGACAUCAACCUUGCGAAUCUGGCGCUGAGUAGGAUACAGAGGUGUGCGUUUGACGAGCUGAUUGACCCAAAACUUGGGUAUGGGACGGAUGGUGAGGUGGCGAGGAUGACGAGGUCGGUGGCUGAGCUGGCGUUCAGGUGUCUUCAGCCGGAUAAGGAGAUGCGGCCGUGUAUGGAUGAGGUGGUUGGGUUUUUGAGGGAGGUGGCGAGUGGGGUUAGUUUGGGGAAGGUGCCGCUUUCGCCGGAAAGUGAUGAGUCUGUGUUGCUUAAGGAGAAGAAUUUGCGGGCUUCGCCGAAUGGGGUUAUCGAUGCUUGGGUGAGUAGCAGCUCCACCACUUCCACUUCUGUUUCUUGA
Striga asiatica is the source of this 2357-nucleotide messenger RNA. The record is from the annotation of a GenBank genome assembly. NCBI's taxonomy places the organism in Eukaryota, Viridiplantae, Streptophyta, Magnoliopsida, Lamiales, Orobanchaceae.